Messenger RNA from Sinocyclocheilus rhinocerous, 1184 nucleotides. RefSeq names its product telomeric repeat-binding factor 1-like. Bases 56 to 1162 code for a protein of 368 amino acids. Gene Ontology annotation, cellular component: nuclear telomere cap complex; nucleus; chromosome, telomeric region. Lineage: Eukaryota; Metazoa; Chordata; Actinopteri; Cypriniformes; Cyprinidae. Gene Ontology annotation, molecular function: telomerase activity; ankyrin repeat binding; G-rich strand telomeric DNA binding. The record is from RefSeq and is a predicted model, not a curated record. The transcript is spliced from 10 exons. Gene Ontology annotation, biological process: negative regulation of telomeric D-loop disassembly; telomere maintenance via telomerase; negative regulation of DNA replication.
CCAGCAGAACAGUCAGCGCUCGGCGGGAACGUUUGUUUUCAACAUAAACAAGAAGAUGGAGGGGUCGUCGAAUGACAUAAUAUCCAGCACGACUGAUAAAAUAAAUGUAACUGAAGUCGAGGGUGUUGUCCAGUCAUGGAUGAUCGAUUAUUACUUCGCGUCGCUAUGUCGGCUCUUCAGAGACAGAUCUGCGCUGGAGUUUCGUAAAACUUUGAAACUAUUUGAAAGUAUAGUGGAUGAUCUUGAGUCGUGUUCCCACAGGUCAGAUCACCCCACUCAGAGAACGAUCUGCUGCUUCCUUGCCAGAGUGAUGGACGGGGAAAACCUGGAAGUCCGUUAUGAUCAUGUUUCUCGAAUCACUCCCUUGAUGUCAGCGUUGCCGAUUUGGGAGUCGUUACAGGAAGUAUCCGAUUCAGACUUGCAUGCUAAGAUCAAGACGCUACUGAUUGUUCAGUCUGUCGCUGUGUGUGUGAAGAAAGGACAUUCAAAGUUGGCAAAUGAAACCCUGCAGUGGCUGGAAAAAGAGACUGAGUUACCAGCGAAACUACAAGGAAAGCUGACCACCAUUGUGAGUAAGAAGGACGCGUAUGAUCAGCUCCUGAUGAACUUCACUUUCGACCAGCUGUUGGAGAACAUUGACACAUUCCUCAAAACAUUCAGCCAGGGACGUUCCUCCGUUUUCUUAUUCGAAGCAGCAUUAAAAGUGGUUCAAGCCCGUCAUGAGAGAUCUGAGAAAACCUCAUCUGAACAGGAUGGAAGUGAAAGGACUCCAUCCAGCACAGAGUCAAACAAACCAGAAGAAAAUGAGGAACCGGUGGAUCCACUGGUGCUAAAUAUCAGACCCAAAAGGAAACUUUUUUCAAAGCAAAUUCAUGACGUAUGGAAACCUGAAACUGCCAAGAAAGAGCGAACCACGCGCAAGAGAACCUCCAUUUACAAAAUUUCCAGAAGAAGUAGUGUCUGUUCAGAUUUACAAAGCAAUGUGACAAGCCAGCCCAGAAGGAAAUGGACCGCAGAAGAAGACCGGAAGCUGAAAGCAGGUGUGAGGAAGUAUGGGGAGGGCAAAUGGAGAAUGAUCCUGAAUGACUUUGAGUUUGACAACCGCACCGGUGUUAAUCUGAAGGACAGGUGGAGAAUCCUGAAGAAAAUAGAAGACUAUUGAGCUGCCGGCGGCUUCUGCUUUU